CAGUACUCCAUCCGUCAACUUAACUGAAGGAUCGUCCUGAGCUGGACGUUAAAUAACUAUGAAUAUCCCUUGAUGCUCAGUGAAAAAUGUAACCACAGUCCAGAAAGCAAUGCCGAAUGGUUCGCAGACGAUUGCCAAGAGGUUUUCUGCUUUUCUAACCGUUAUUUAUUUUCUUGACGCAGCAACGCUUUCUUCAGGGAAGUAUGCAUCUUUGCACGGUAGACUCUCGCAAUCGAAACGAGAUCCACCGUCUCCAUGUCAUCUUCGUUGUGCCUCAGUUGUCAGCAAGGUAGGGAGAUAAAAAUCAUUCGAAGUGUUUAAAUUAAAGAAUCAAUAUCUGGUUGAAUUCUUAAGAAGACAUGCUUCAAUAAACGCAGCUACGAAUGCUUUCAUUGGGAAUGUCGUGACCUAUGCAAAGUGAAGAAAACUUUCGGUAACCAACGUUUUACUCCUUCUGAUUUCUUCAUUUCCCGCAUAUCACGUCUAGCGAAAAACUCCUUUGUUUUACGAAUUUUAAAACUGUGUAAACAUUUUAAAGGAUAGCCGUAUGGCUUUAAACUAGAUUCGAUAGUUAACACCCACGUACAACCAUGCGAAGGAUCCGUGUUCGAACAGAAACAGGAUGUAAAUACGAUUACAUGUAAAGCUCGCAGUAAGAUGACAAGAAGGUACUUUGACGCCUUUUGACCUAGUUUCUAAGGUAAAGUUUUUAUUGUUGUCUAAUAUUUAGUGAAUUAUUUUGAUCGUUGAAUAAGACAAUGACCUAAUCGCCGAACUCUAAGUAUGUGAAAUUACUAAAUAAGCGAAACAAAUGCGUUUUGUUUGUCCACUUCUCGUAAUUUUUCUUUUUCAGUACCGACAGAUGCAUGUAAAACUUGUACACCCCCUUUCAGUUUCAGAGAAUGAGAAUGUGAGGCCCGGUUCAAACGUCGAACUUUACAUUCGACAUAGGUUCGAUGUCUUGAAGGCGAAUGGCUAUACAAAAACUUUUCUUCAUAACUUCCAAAAACCAGUUACAACUAGUAGCACCCCUGAUGAAAGGGAACCAGUGACUGGUUUUGCUGUUAUUCCUUACAUUCAGGGUGUUACAGAACCCACCAUGAGAAUUUUGAAUGGCCACAGUGUUAAAGUUGCUCAAAAACCCUUUCAGACUUUGUGGCAUAUUUUUACCAAAUCUAAGGAUCCUGUCACGAUAGAACAAUGAACUGACGCCAUUUAUUCUAUUCCUUGCAAUGACUGUGACAACGUGUUUGGUACUUGCUUGAAAGAGCAUCAAAAAGCGGUUUUCUUUUGCAAGAAAGAAAAGUCAGUUUUAUCAGAGCACACAUGCCUAUCUGUACAAUUGGGUGGGAUUAGUCUAAAAUUACCACCACUAAUCGGUGUUACCACCAGCGCCUUUGUUUGGAAGCUUGGCAUAUUAACUCUGCCCAUGCUCCUUUGAAUUGUGAUGAAGGCAGCUUACUUCCUGACACCUAUUCACACCUCAUGAGAAAAAAGGCAACUAAUUAGCGAUUGUCUAGAAGGACCUCUUGUUGCAGCAUUUAGAUCACCCUUGAUGAAGGUAUUAGAAAGGAGUUUGGAAACUUAAUAAACUUAAUAAGGUUCAAUGUUUGAACUGAGCGUGAAAUGUGUUCUUCAUCAAGUGCAUCAUAUUCUUAGCACUCGUAGUACUUACUACACUAAUGUCCUCAUUAAUCAAUAGAAUGGAAACAUGACUUUUUAUGGCCCAUGUCAACAUUUCUUUACUUUUUAGCAGCAUAAAAUACACUCUGUGCCAUAUGGUUGUGUCCUGUUGUGGUUUUUAAUCACUUGGUCUGCAUAUGAGUCAUCACACAUUCAGUUUAUUGCACUUGCCCUUGCUUAUCUUAACAUUGGGCUGAUAAUCAGUGGCUCUGUGAAAUAUGAGUCCUUGCUCCUCCCAAGAAACCUAUGUUAAACAGCAAUUUUAAUUUGGUAUAGUAAUAACUCAUCAAAAACAGAGUUAUUGCAGCAUCACAGGUUGUUAGCUCAAUAUAUACCAUCAUUUUUUAACAGUUUCUUUUUCCAAUGAAUGAGUUGUCAAAGUCUUCACAGAAAAUGAUUUUAAAAAACUGACUCAUGCAAUAUCUUCAUCUAUUUACAAUAACUAUGAGCAUCAUAUUAAAUGUCAGCCAAACUGGAUUAAUAAAGCAGCAUUCAGUGACAGGUUGACUUAACGUUGAAACCUGGGAAAAAAGAGAUCUGACAAAUUUGUGUUAAACAUUGGGUCUGUUUAACUUUUGUUUUGCCAGGUGAUUUCUUUUGAGGAAUGUGUUGCAAGAUGCCAGGAAAAAUUACCUUCACACAGAGGUAAAAUAUACAUGUAGAUUAUGUACAUUUAGCUGCUUACUAAUUUCAGUCAGAUGUACAUUAUGCAGGUAAGCCUGAAAUGCAAACAUCUUAUUAGGUGGUGCAAGAUGGUGUUGUAAUAAAGCAUAAUGUAAUAUGCCUGACCUACCAUGUGUGAUUCUACUUUGGCCAGUUGUUUGAACAGUUAUGAAAGUAUAAUCAGGAAUGGGUUUAACAAUUGGUCUUGAUUUUUUCUUUUCUUUUGUUGUGUUGUCAUGGGCCAGGUUGCUUAAGGCUAGGCUAAGAUAACCCAGGAUAAAUGUGAAAACUGGUAUCAGAUUUGAAAGUCUUUAAAGAAAAUUCAGUACCAAUCCUUUUAUUUGGCUAAGUGUAACACAAACCUGAAGAUGUUCUGAACAAGCCACCCGUGGUUAAAAGUAGGUAAGAGUGGAUGCACAAGGAUAAGCAAAGAUGCUUUUACAAAACAAUUUAUUUACAAGAGUCUUUCGGCCCUACAUCAUGAAAUAAUAAUUUUCAGUUUGGUGCAUUCCCAGAAAUGUUAUUGGGUCAAAUAGGUAAUCUGAGAAGAUUUCACAUUUCCCAUGGGAGUCUCCUGAUAAUUAUAGACAUCAAGCAAUAUUGACAGUUGUCAUCUUUUUAAUGUUUUAUUUAGUACAUGUACUAGGUAUCUGUAGGUUCAGUGUAGAAAUUCAAAAAUGAAUGGGCAAAACAAAUUCAAUUUAACACUGGGAUCCUUUUGUAGUCCUUAAACAAACUUCAUAUGAGUAAGGGCAGUUUGGAGUUUUAUAGUUUUGAUGUGCUCUUUGGAAAAGUUUCAAGUUUCAUUUCAAAAGUUACAUUUCUGUUUGUAAUCUUGAAGUGUCCCAGUAGUAGGUAACAUCCUUUGUUGUGGGUGUCUACAAAUUAAUUAAAAUCUAUUUCCACCCAAUGUGUCUCUAUUAAAUUCAAUUUUAGACACAAUGCAUGAAAAUAGGAAAAAAAGAGAUAGUUCUUCCAUCAGGCAACAGAGAAGUGCAGAGUACCAAAAUGGUAAGUUGAAAUAAAAAAGCAAGGAUCCAACAUUUAGGAUGUACAUGUAGUAGGAUGUUUAUAGUGUUUUCAAGACCAUAUCUGGUGUGCCAUAAGAUGAAAGGUGGAAAUGCAACACCUAAAGACUACAAUAAAUCAGUGCACAUUCUGCAAAUAAUUUGAACCAGCCAGUCAGCAGAAAAUUGGUACAUACCUUAGUAAGUCUGAUUUAAGCUUUAACUUAUGAAAAAGAAAGGAAAAACAGAAUUUGAUGAGAAGGGAGGGAUUAACAUCACUAUAGCACAAUUACAAAAUUAUAAUACAGUAACUUAUAAAAGAGGUUUAUGAAAGUUCUUUUGGAUAAGCAAAUUUUCCACUAUAUGUAACAGAAGUGCCUCCCUAAAUCAUGUUAAAAUGGAAACUGAUUUGUGGAAACAUUUUUACUUCUUAAGGUACACAUAUUAAAUAACUGUUUAUGUGUUGAUAAUUAGAAAAUAUGUAUAUUUCUUUUGGAAAUUUAUCAACAGAGUGCAUGACCUCUCCUGUACAGUCAAGAAACAAACCACUUCCUGUUAAGAUACGUUCAGUAGAAUUCAAAGAAAAGGAUAUCGAUGUUGUGUGGGAGAAAAAGAAUUCUUUCAAAACAGGUAGUGAAAUGGUUCUGCCAUGCUUCAGUAGUUGCUCGUAAUUAAUCAGAAAGAAGACGUUGAAUGAAGAUCUUGAGGAAACACCAAUUGGAAAAGAUUGCUGCAUUAAGAUUACUUAUAAAUUACCCCUAAUUGUACAAUGAGGAACAACAAAUAAUUCCCACCUUGAUUUAUUGUAUGUGGUGUUGAAGUUUGAGGUUCAGUACUUUGGUAACAUUAGACACAUUUUAGUUGAAUAAACACUUCUUAAUUUCAGAUCUCUUUGCUCAGACUAAAGAAAAUUAAAUCAUUGUUUUCUUGACAGAUUAUAACUGGUCAGCUUAUGCAUUUAUCUACAAAGUUCGUUGUGAUAGAUGUGGUGAUGACAAAACAGCCAAGUGCAAAAUUGUUCCAAAGGUCAGGUUUCCAAAUUUAUUGUUUUUUUCCAAAAGGGGAUAAUUUUAGUUUCUUUAGACACAGGCUUCAUAUUGCAAGAUAAUGUUAAAUUAAUCAUGAGUUUACAACAUGGUUAUGGUUUUAACAUGACCCUAUCAAUUUGAGAAGACAGUGCCUGAGUGGUAAACAACAACUUUAAUUCAAUGGUGUGUAAUAGGGUAAUCAUUAAUGUCAUCAUAGUCAUUUGCAUCUUGAUCAAAAAUGUUUUUUCCAUGGUGAUUAUCAUAACAAUUUAGGAAAAUAAACAUGUUGAUUGAUAAUUCGUGUAGUUGCUUUUUACAGGUUUCGAUCGGGGUAGAAAGCAACUCAUCAUAAUUUGGCCACAGGGUGGACUUAUGUAUAGUAUAGUUUAUUUUUAAUCCCCCUAUAUCAUAUCUUGAUAUACUGGACCUUAGCAGGUCUUAUUAUUGAUAUAUGUUUUGCAUGAUCUGAAAACCUUAGAACCAAACAGAUUAUUCAGUGCCACUGGCUCAAUGGGAAAAGCCUGAUUAUCUUUUUGCUGCUGUAUGUAUGACCUAAAUCAAUUAACAAUUUGUAUUAUUAUUUAAUUUGUGACAUUAUCAUUAAGAAUGAGAUGAGGAGCAAAGCUGAGAUUUAACUUAUCUAAAUAAAAAGGUAGAUGUAAUAUGGUUUGGUCUUUUUCAAACACCCAGAAGUACCUUUCUGUUGUAAGGCUAUCCCUUGAGGUUGUUUUCACUUGGUUUUUGAGAGAUAACUUAUGCUCACAAUCUCUGUCUUCCUAUAUAUACACUUUGAAGAAAUAUAUUUAAGGUAUUCCCGUAUUCUGGCUGAAGAAAUUUAAAGGGAUCUUAAACAAAGCCACAUGAUUUCACGUUUUUUUAUUUUCAUGUGCACUCUCCAUUAGCAUCAGAGCUUCUUCACCUCAUCAGAUUUUCUGUUUUUAGGAAUAUGCAUGGUGUUAUUUGCUCAAAAUGACCAUGAAAUGUAUGGGUGGAUGGGAAGUUUAAAAGGACCCACCCAGUCAUUGUUCCUCAGUCAUUGAUUCUAAAAUUUUGUUACAUUGGUAAUGCUGUUGCUACUGAUAAUACCAGUAAUUUUGUUUUGCUUGGGUUUUCUUUUCAUUUGCCACUGUUAACAAAACCAAGUAACAUUUUAGUAUGAUGAUGAAAAUGAGUGAUAAGAGAAGCGAAAUUGCUAGCUCAUUUUUGUUUGCUGUCUUUAGGUUGUGACCUUCCCGUUUUCCAAAAAAGCUUCUAUAUCUCUGGAAACAUUUUCUCCAUAUGGUGAGAAUCUAUUUUUUUGCUUAUCAGCUUGGAAGUCUUGAAGCUCAAUAUUUCAAUUGAUAAUUUUAAAAAGUGAAUAAGUUUAAAAAACAAUUAGUGAAUAGAAGAAGUGCAUUGUACCUGUUUUCGUUUUUGUUUCUUUUUAUUAGCAUGAAAUUGUGCAUGCAUCUUGAUAGCUUUGUUUUUGCCAUGAUUAUGAUGAAUGCCAGCUUAGGUAAAUUUAGACAACCUAGCAAAUUCUAACUGGAUAAGACUAUAUAUGUAAAUAUAUGGCUUUUCAAGCAGAACUUUGUAUUCCUACCCUUAAUAUUGAAUCUUUCUGGUGUAUUUACAGCCCCUGCACACAAAAUUCCUAUGCCUACUGAAGCUAAAAAAGGUAAGCCAUGCUGAUAUUUUAGAUCCAAAUCUGUUAUAAGCACAUUAUUCUUGUAAACCUCUGGACCCCAUAAGUAAUGAACAUGUGACCCCUAGGUCUCCCUUUUCAAAUUUCAGCAUGCUCAUAAUUAGCUGAAUUUGGCAGAAUAUCUUCAAUUUGCACUUAAUUUCAUGGUUUUUAUGAGACACCUAACUUUUCUUGUGUGGUUUGUUGUUACAGACACAGUUAAACUUGUAGGCUCUAUAGUAGGAGGAAUAGUAGCAGGAGUGGUUAUGCUUUUGCUGUUGUUUGCUCUAGUCAAGAAAAGGCCAUGCCGAGGUAAUUGCUGAACUUCUUAUGAUGUAAUUGGUAUACGAAGUCACAUAUAUUCAGAUUAAUUCUUCUAGUGUCACUCACUCACUUACGCAAUCUUCCCCCAGACACAGUUAGUGUUGUUCAUAAUCAAACAUACUUACCUGUCCUUCAAUAGUUGAAUGUAAGUAAUGAGUUUAAGUAUGGCAGAGCAAAAUUUUCUUCCUUACAUAGGCCUUAUGCCUUAUAGUGCAUAAUGUUUACAGUUACCAGUUCAAAUUUACUUUAUGUACGCAGGAAUUAUUAUUGGUGUAGAUAAGAUAAUUAGCAGAGCGGUUAUUUCCAUUUCAGUGUCUUAGUUUAUUUUGUUACUAUUUACACCUAACGCUUAACUUAGUAUGUCUCAACAUUGUCUCAUGACCAUUUCAAAAUUUCAACAUCAAUUUUGAGUAAUGAUAACAAUAUUUCUGUUGAUAGCCAAUUCAGGACUUCAAUACUCUCAUUGUUACGAUGGGCUGGUUUACUUUGUAUCAUCAACGUAUUGACCUGUUGUUGUAGACAUGUUUUGAUGGUUAUGAUCUCUGUGAGCCUGUUGUUAUUAUUAUUACUCUAUAUUUGAACUUCUCACCAACAUCAUCAUUCUCAUUAUUAUUAUUAUUAUUAUUAUUAUUAUUAUUAUUAUUAACCAUCUCCAUCAUUUAUUUUUGGUCAAAUUUUGAUUUAGUGUUUCUCCUGAUUUUUAAAGGAAGCACCCCUCGCAUGCCUCCACCAGCGCCCCCGAGACCAGAAGAGAAAAAAGACGAAAAAGGUGGGCUUAUCGGAUAUUUCGUAGUGGAUAUUCUUCCUAACUAUAUUUGAUUAAGAUUAUUGUUAUAAUGAUGUAGGUUUAUAGGUCGAUAAUACACGUGCAUUUGUAAACAAUGAAUUACUGGGAUUACGGAAGCGUUUGUUUGACCCUAUGACGUAAAGGUUCCAAGAUGGCGGCUAGGAAGCAAAUAUUACAACAUCACUAACAUCUCUCCUCUUUUUUUCUAUUUUUUUCCUUAAUCUUUGGUGCUUGUUCGUCGUGUGUUUCAACAAGUCAUAUGCAAAAUGUAUUUUCGUGCGAGCGACUGCAGCUUUUCCCAAUGGAUAAUCCCUUACUUAAGAAAGAGAUAAGCUUACGCAGUUGAGAUGAUAAAUCGUACAAACGCUGGUUCUCUGAUUUUACACUGAGUUACUUGUUCCAAAACGUAACAACCAUCCUGUCUUUCACCUACAGCUGUAAGUUGAAGCUCUAUCAUACUCUGAGGCCCUUACCUGAUAAAACCUUAGAUCUACCCGCUAAGGAAUCCGGAAAGUCCCCCAUGAAGACUGUGCACGACAAAAGACACACAUGGCCAUAAUUUACGAUUUCUUCCCAGCAAAUUCUUCAUUGUGAAAAGAAUUUUCAUCUUUUUCGCUUCCUUUCCUUUGUACUGCCAAAAGAAAUAACCUUGUUAAGAAAAUAAUAUGCAUAUCGUCGUCUAAAACCACAAUACGCGAAGAUACAAGAUGACCUAAUGACCAGUCGCUUCGUAUGCGCGCUUCGGUGGUGCGCGAAAUGGCAGCCGCGGCAUGCAUUUCCCGCGCUUUUUUGUCCACGAACUGAUCACCUGAACUCAGAGUGUUACAAUGUUUCACCAACCUUCAGUUUACAAGGAAUGGCGAUAUUUGGGCUACCGCAGCCAGUCUUGAAAGCUUCUCACGCGUGAAAUAGAUCAUAUUUUAGACUUAGGCCACACGAAAUGCAAGGAAUGUAAGGGAUUCUUUUGCCGCUCCCUGAGGAUUUCUUUAAAGCCUGAAACAUGUAUCAGGAUGGCGAAAAAGAUUAAGUAGGAAAUGUUACCAAUUAUGUUCUCCCUUUUUUCUAUUUUUUUUUUUUUAACAGAGCUAUACUACACCUGUUAUUAUCCAGAGAGUGACGCUUUUCGAAACGAAGUGGCCUCAAUUGUGAACUACUUUCGCCAGAACGGUUAUAAUGUCAUCAUGGACGUUAUGGUGUCUACAGAAAUAACUUCCCAGGGUCCUACACGUUGGGGAGAAAGCCAAAUUAGAAAAGCUAAGAAGGUGCUGGUUUUCUUGUCACCUGGUUUGAUAAACCUCGCUCUGGAUGGGUGUGAUGGCUUCCAGUCUCAGGUAAAUACAUGGUACUUCUCCUUUUGGGAUGCUCGUUUGUUCUCGGCCAUCUGCAGUUUUCCUUUUUCGCUCAGUGAUUCCUUCUCCGUUGAUUUUAGGACAGGAGUUCGUUAUCUUAGUUUCCUUGGAUGAUUGAAAACUUAGGAGCGGGGGGGUUAAAAUUCUGUCAUGAGGCCAUAUUAACUUUUCUGGGGCGAUUAGGCGUCGUAAAUUUCUCCUCUAAUCAAAUCUCCACAUUGGUGUGCAAAUUCAAAUUGUAAUAUUUCAGUAUGUUUCAACACGUGGGUAGGAAAACGAACUUAAUUUACCCCACUUCCGUUACCUUCGUAUAGGGCUCUAUGGUGCAUCACGGUGUACUUUUACAAUGUUAAAAAGCUGUUUAAUUUAUUAACAAAAUAAAAACCUGGCUUCACGAAGGUACAUUUUGGUAAGAUUUACGUAUGAGAGACUAAUGAUACAUUGAGAAUAAUAGAUGAGCGAUACGGAUUUUUUUAGUGUUUUAGCCGCCAUAAUCCGAGAAACUUCUGACAAACUACAUUGGAUUGAAAAUCGUGAGGGCUUUACCGUUCAUUCAUCAACCGAGGCCGAGUGGCUCAAAGGCGAGUGACGUAGCAGCAGCUGAUUGGCGAUGUCAAACACAUCAUAUUAACACAUAAACUGCGGUGUUAUACAGAGAUUUCCGGCCUAGAGAAAAGCCGUAACAACACGCGUGGAAAAAUAUAGUAUUUUUUCACGUGUGUUGAUAUAGCCAAUCAUCUGCUGACACGUCACUCACCUUUGGUGCCACUCGGUCAGGUUGAUGAAUGAACGGCAAAGCCUUCACGACUCUCAAUACAAGUUUUUUGUCGGAGCUUCCUCGAAUUAUGGCGGCUAAAACACUAAAAAAUCCGUAUUUCUGACAGACAGACUUUUCCUUUAGUUGGUGCUGUAGGUUAGGCAUUGCACAGAGUCCCAGUCAGUAGUGUGGUUCGGUAAGAGUCGUGACAUACAGUUUACAAGAGAGGUCGAAGAAAAUGGUAAUCUACCGUUUCUAGACUGCCUAGUAAGCCGUAAUGACAACUCACUACGUACAAAAGUUUACAGGAAACCGACACAUAUCGACAGAUUACUGGACGCGUCAUCCUACAACCUGACAUCACACAAAGCCACAACUAUCAAGACUCUUACCCGACGAGCGCAACUAGUAUGCAAUACGACAGACAGCUUAUCCGACGAGAACAAGUACCUUGACCGUGUUUUUUCAAAGAACAACUACAACGAAGACUUCAUCCAACGUAACACUCACCGACCUACUACUACUACCGAAGCUAACGACAACGCAACUCCUACGACCACAGCAACUAUACCAUACAUAAAGGGCAUAUCUGAGAACAUCUCGCGCAUCCUACAGCCCCUUAAUAUCCGCGUCGCUCACAAACCCAUUACCACACUACGUCAGUUACUGACUAACGUCAAAGACAAAGACGCACCAAGGAACAGACAGGGAGCAGUAUAUAAGAUCGAUUGCUCCGACUGCCUCGCCUCCUACAUCGGUUAGACUGGCAGAAACCUCACAACCAGACUGACUGAACACAAACGAGCGACGAGGAAAGGCGAUGUCAACAAUCACAUUGCUGAACAUCACCGACUUACGAACUAUUGAUUGGGACUCUUGCAAUGCCUAACCUACAGUACCAACUACUUUCAACGACUGACCCUGGAAAGAUAACAGACUCCCCUCAACAGGUGUCAACCACUACCGGCACCAUACAAACGACUCAUUCAUUAACAUUACAAACGAACCGAACAGAACGACCUAACUUCACUAACCAAUCGAGACCGACCAAUCACGACUGACCUACGCCACUUGAGUCUUACAGCCAAAAAAAUUACGGCAAAACUGACCAAUCAGUUUAUACAAACCAGACUAAGUACAUUCGACUGACCGACAACAACUAUUCACUUGACUCUGAUGGUGACUUCCGCUCUGGUUGUCGAAACGUCAGUCACCACUACCGACAACAGUCCUUCUCAGGACUACACUCACCCGGACGAUCAAACUACACUAUUACAUGUUACCCCCGGGUUCAAACCAUUUACUGUAUUGUUGUUUUUGUAAUCAUGAUUCAACGCAUUUUUCCAUCUUAAGAGUUAGCGCCAGCGCACUCUACGAAUGUUAUUCGGGGAUUGUCGAUUCAUUUAUUUUCAUUCAUUAAUGAAGUCGGCUUUUCUUCUCAGUAAAGGGCUAUUAUGUUUAUAUGAUAAACAAAAUGAUACAUGGUUGCUUGUAGAUAUGGAAUUUCUCUGCUCGUAUUCAACUCGACAUCUCACUCGUUAGCUGCGCUCACCCGUGAACUAUCGAGUUAAGCACUCGAAGAGAAAUUGCAUAUCUAUAUCUCAAGCAAUUUUUAUGUUGCUUGCAUUCAAUCCGUCUUACUUUAUGGAUGUCAGGUCUACCAUUAUAGUCUCCCCGAUUAUUUGAGCUUAAGUUUAGAGCGUGUCCAAAAGAGAGCCUUGAAAAUUAUAUACGGUUAUGAUACUCAUUAUAGAGAAGUGCUUCAGAUGGCAGAGCUGAAAACCCUAAGGGAUCGGAGGGAAGACCUUUGCUUAAAAUUCUUUAACAACAUCGUCUCCAAUCCCUUGGAUUGUUUGUACCACUUACUGCCUUUCGACAACCGAGAUCAACUUAUGGAGUUACGACGACGCAGACCAUUUAGAGUUUCCUUCAAAACAAAUCGGUUCAGAGAUACUUUCAUUCCAGCAAGCGCAAGACAUUUUAAUUGACACCUAUUACAAUUGUAUAUGGGCCCAUAUGUAAAUUAGUUCCCUUUUAGGUUUGAUUUUAUUGUAUAGUACUAUUAUAUAAUUUGUACACCUUUGUAAUUCAGCUUCCAGCUGCUAUUAAGGUAUUCUUAAUAAUAAACGUCUAUCUAUCUAUCUAUCUAUCUAUCUACGCGCGCCCAUGUAUUAUUCUCUAUUUUUUUCACAUGUGUUGUUACGGCUUUUCUCAGGGUUAAAAAUCCUUGUAGAUCACCAUAGUUUAUAUGAUAAAUAUUUAUUUACUACGAUGAAUCUCUCUUUCUCGACGUAAUCCUUUGCGCAAGUCAAAGAAAUUUGCAAGCAGUGAUGCAUCUUGCGCUUAUGAUAGGGAGGGAGAGGAAGCUCCAAACAAAACACAGAUCGAACCUUAAUGAGCCAGUUAAUAUUUCAAGAUAAUUACAUUUUAAAUACUUCAAGUUGGAUGGUAAUAUACGAACAUGAGUUUUUUUUUUAAUUUUGGCUUCAGACAAGGAAUAAAAAUACUCAGAGGUCUAUGGAACUUUGACAUCCUUUGACCCUCCACCUAAAUCUGCCAUUAGUAAGCUGAAAACCCUGGUUCAGAAAGUACUCCGGGAAGUGAGGCGUUUCGAUUCUUAGGGUUCAAGUAGCACUGGAAAAUAUGAUUACUCUCGAAUUGCGCGAUGGAUUACGUUGAAAAAGAGGGGCUACUGUUAAACUGAAAUAAACACAAAUUUGGAGAUCUGACGGCAUUUCGAAACCUUGUCUUUUCAGGACACCAGCCGCGUUUGGAUUGAGCUGGAAGUACUCCGAGACCUAUACACACGUAAUCGCUCAGCUUCGAAGAUGGUUUGUAUAACCCCACCCGACAUGCCCUUGACUUCAGGACCACUUCCACUCUGGGCCAAAGUUAGCUACAAGUGGCCCGAUGAUGCUUUGGAAAUCUUAAAGCGUCUUAACGACAGACCAAAGAUAUUAGCAAUAUAGAAAAUGCCUGAAAUCUUGCAAGUUUAGAUCUGUGGCAAAAUUAUUGGAGUGUAUGACCUUUUCCCCAGCCUAAUUUCUUUUCCCCUUCCACUUUCACUUUCCCUAACCCCCCACCCCCAACACAAGAAUGAGUCCUCACUAAGUUACCAUUAGAGGACCUUUGUUGCUGAACAAAGAAUAUUUAAAAGGUAUCUCCUGCGGCCUAAACCCUUAAAUUCCCAGAGUUGACCAACGAGUGACUUUUCCUUACCUGCAAUACGUUAUCUUGAAACAGGGUUAUGAGAACAAACAAGCUUAUCAGUAGGGGGUGCUAUCUUGCUGUUAAACCAAAUUCUUGUGUCGAGUUUUUAAGAGAACUUGUGUCAGGCAUUAGGGAGAAUUACUGUUUGGAUCUUGGGAGAGAAAGGGUUAAAUAGCCUAAGGAGUGACUUAUAAAAAGCCAUUGAUUUAACUAUUUUUGUACUAUCGUCUCCUGCCUGACCUUAAAGAAUCUCUGUAAAGUUUACCUUACCGGAAGUUAAGUAGUUAGUUUAGCCGUGAGCUACUUUAGCUGGUAUAGCUCGUGCGUUGCAUUUAGAAGAAAAGAAGGCAAAUCAUAUAUUCCGUGAUGGUACAAAGGAAUUUAUAAGGAAACAUACUUACUGCAGCUAAUGGUUUGAUAAAAAAGAUUAAGCGUUUUAAAUUCCAGGAUUUAAAAUAUUUAUCUCUUAUUAGCUUAUUUAUAUUAUAUUUAAUGGUGGUCUCAUUUAGAUGUAGUUUAUUAUUUAUCGUCGGCUAAUAUGCAAGCCUUGAAAUAUUCUAAAUCUGGUAGAAAUCAGAGUGGAAUGGUUACCAGUGCCCCGGAAAUCAUAACCUGCGAGCAUACCCUAUCUAUCAGCACCUCGGGAAAGAGAAGUCUGCAAAGGGUCUUGUACUGAUAAUUGCUAGUGCUAGAUCCCUGCAGCGCAAGUCUGCAAGGAGUCUUGCACUGAUAAUUGUUAGUGCCAGACCCCCGGAAAACCCCUCCCAGUAGCGCACCCUGCAGGGCUGAUUAUGAGGGCUUGCUCACAGCUGGAUAUGGAAAUCACGUUAGUGGGUAUGUGAAAUGUUAAUAACGGGGUUAAAAUCAUAACACAACGUUUAGGUGAGAGGAAAAAAGGAAAACCUAAAAUUAAAGGAUAACAGCGGAAAUUGAUUUUCAUGCUAUUGAAAAAUAACGCACAUUACCAUAGGAAAUAAUGUUUGGUACAAUUUGAAGCUUGCGUUAAGGAUGUAAAUUAGUCAGAUUAAGAAUUAUAUAUUAGUAAUAAUAAUAGAUCACAGCAUAUAUGAUUUACAAGAUAUUUGUAUUUCGGACGGGAGGCAUGAGCAAGUCGAUAUGAUUUUGUGGAAAGAAUCAGGCGUUCUUUGAUCGUUUUUUAUUUUAUUUUUGUUAUUUUUCUUUUUCUCUUUUAUUCCUCUGCGCUUAUCAUUGACAUGCGAACAGUUAGGUUUUGGUUCAUAGUUGCGAUUCCGUUUCAUUCAGCCUUCAUUCAUGAUCAAGUCAGAAUUGUAGAAGCAGAUUAACUCGCAUUUCAUUUUAAAGAUGCGUCUGAAAAUAGUCAGAUUAUGUACUGUAUGUAAAAGCGCAGACAGGAACCAUUGCUUUUUUAUCAGUAAGUUGAUAUUUCUAUCAUGUCAAUGACUAUUAAGUAACAAGACUUUUUGGAAUAAAAAUUUCAUCAACAAUGAAGC
Messenger RNA from Pocillopora meandrina, 13943 nucleotides. Lineage: Eukaryota; Metazoa; Cnidaria; Anthozoa; Scleractinia; Pocilloporidae. The record is from the annotation of a GenBank genome assembly.